This is a messenger RNA of Nipponia nippon (crested ibis), 1049 nucleotides long. RefSeq names its product opioid-binding protein/cell adhesion molecule homolog. The record is from RefSeq and is a predicted model, not a curated record. Lineage: Eukaryota; Metazoa; Chordata; Aves; Pelecaniformes; Threskiornithidae.
AUGGGGGUCGGUGGGUGCUUAGCCCUGCCCUGGAGGUGCCUAGUCGUCCUCUGUCUCAGGCUGCUCUUCCUUGUGCCCGCAGGAGUGCCCGUGCGCAGCGGAGAUGCCACCUUCCCCAAAGCUAUGGACAACGUGACUGUGCGGCAAGGGGAGAGUGCCACGCUCAGGUGUACCGUGGAUGACAGGGUGACGCGGGUAGCGUGGUUGAACCGCAGCACUAUUCUGUAUGCCGGCAAUGACAAGUGGUCUAUAGACAACCGCGUGGUCAUCCUCUCCAACACCAAGACCCAGUACAGCAUCAAGAUACACAACGUAGAUGUCUACGAUGAGGGCCCCUACACCUGCUCCGUGCAGACAGACAAUCACCCCAAGACUUCGCGUGUCCAUCUCAUCGUGCAAGUUCCCCCCCAGAUUGUCAACAUCUCGUCGGACAUCACCGUGAACGAGGGCAGCAGCGUGACCCUUAUGUGCCUGGCCUUCGGGAGACCGGAGCCCACCGUCACGUGGCGGCAUCUCUCCGGGAAAGGGCAGGGCUUUGUGAGCGAGGACGAGUACCUGGAGAUCACAGGCAUCACGCGGGAGCAGUCCGGGGAGUACGAGUGCAGCGCCGUCAACGAUGUGGCCGUCCCAGACGUGCGGAAAGUCAAAGUCACCGUCAACUAUCCACCGUACAUCUCGAACGCCAAGAACACAGGUGCCUCGGUGGGCCAGAAGGGCAUCCUGCAGUGCGAGGCCUCGGCCGUCCCCGUCGCGGAGUUUCAGUGGUUCAAGGAGGACACCAGGUUAGCGAACGGGCUGGAGGGCGUGCGGAUCGAGAGCAAGGGCCGCCUGUCGACGCUGACCUUCUUCAACGUCUCAGAGAAGGACUAUGGCAACUACACGUGUGUGGCCACGAACAAGCUGGGCAACACCAAUGCCAGCAUCAUCCUGUAUGGGCCCGGAGCGGUGCAUGACGGCGGCAAUGCGGCAUCCCGGGCGGCCGCUGGCCUCUGCCUCUGGGCCACCCUUCUCGCUCGCCUCCUCCUCGACUUUUGAUAAGGGAGCGGAGG